AAAAAAAAAACAGAAAAAGGGAAAAGCGGAAAGAGAAUUUUUUUGCACCGCGAUUCAUUACUCUUCACGGAAACGUGCUUUUGUUGGCGAACAAGAUCACACAGCGCCGCGAUGGAUCUCGAUCUCGAUUUCGAUCUCGAUUCCUGUUCCCAACCGUUCAACCGAUCAAACCGUGACUUUAUUUUUAUUCCUUCUCCCAAUCCAAUUGUUUGUCUCUCGUUCUUAUUAUUAUUUAUCUUUAUUGUUUAUCUUCUUUGUUGUUUUUAUUCGUUUCUCUCAUCCAUCUCGUCUUUCCCCUCUUCCUCUCCCUCUUUUUUUGAUCCUUUUUGCUGUUUUUGUUGUCGUCCUCUCCGGCCAAUCUCGCUUCGAUUCGUCGAUUCGGUUUCGAUUUUUCCGUGCGGGGAGUUUUUGAUGCUCGGAGAGCCUCGGAUCGGCGCUGUUGUUUGAGUUUGAUCUGGGUUAGGGUUUGCUUGCUCCGCCGGCGAUGGAGUCGGGGGAGGGAGCGGAAGAGGAGCAGCCGCAACUGCAGCCGGCGACGGAGGCGUUGAAGAAAUCGGCGCCGGAGGGCGGGGAGAAAACCUCCAAGCGGAAGAUGAAGACGCCUUACCAAUUGGAGAUCCUCGAGAAGACUUACGCUGUGGACACGUACCCGACGGAGACAGUGCGGGUCGAGCUGUCGGGGAAGACUGGCCUCUCGGAUCGGCAGCUGCAGAUGUGGUUCUGUCAUCGUAGGCUCAAGGAUCGGAAGUUCCCUCCCAUGAAGAGGCAACGGAGGGAGGAGGAGCCGCUGCCAUCGACUCCACUGCCAUCAGUGUUUCCGUCUCAGAACGAUAGGCUGUCCUCAAAGUCAGGGGGUGUUGGUUUGAGUUCCAGCCCCUUCAGUGGAGGGCUUGGUAUCAAUGGGGACUCAAGGAGGCCAGUUUCUAGGGUAGCUCCAGUUGUGCCUAGGAUUGGGGCGGAUAUGUCAGCUAUAGGAAGGCACUACUAUGAUCUGGGGUUUCCACAAUCAGCCCCUGUGCAGCCAACCGUGGCGGAAAUGAGAAUACUUGCAUCAGUUGAAUCCCAGCUAGGGGAACCACUGAGACAGGAUGGGCCAGUUCUUGGAGUAGAGUUUGAUCCAUUGCCACCUGGUGCUUUUGGCGCGCCAAUAGCAGAAAUGCCGGUGCAACAGAAGCAGCCUAUGCAUCCUUAUGAUAGCAAUAUUUUUGAAAGAUAUGAUACCAAGCCAAUGAAGGCAACAGCUUUCUUGUCUACUGCUGACCAUUUGUUAGCAAGCAAAUCUUGUGGAAAGAGAAAACUAAUAGCUAGUGUUCCUCCUAUGGGCCAUCCACAGAUGGGUCGCAAAGCUCUUCACGAGUAUCAAUUUCUCCCUGAACAGCCUAGUGUCCCAUCGGAGACAUAUGAUAGGGUCUCUCAAACUCACUACUAUGACUCAAUAGAGGGUUCGAAUGUCAAGGUGGCAUCUUUACCAAAAAAAUUGCAUGGAAAUGAACAAGAGACACCAAAUUAUACAUUUCAAGGUCAAAUAUCCAGUGCACAUCUUUUGUCUCAGUCAGGAAGGCAGCACAAUUUUCCUUCCAUUUCAAUGGACUCUGAUGACCUUCCACACAGUAACACGCUUCCUAUUCCUGCAAGUGACAGUCAAUUUGGGAUGUAUCAAAUUGCAGGAGAAGAAAACCAAUAUGUAUCCUCUGACCGGAGUGCUCGAGAUGAUGAUUUUUCUAGAUUGGAGAGAAAAUACAAGAGUGAUGAAGCAAGGAUUACUAAGGAGGUUGAAGCGCAUGAGAAAAAGAUAAGGAAAGAGCUUGAGAAACAAGACACCUUGAGAAAAAAGAGAGAGGAGCAAAUGCGAAGGGAAAUGGAGAGACAUAAUCGUGAAAGAAGAAAAGAAGAAGAGCGGAUGUUGCGUGAAAAAUUGCGAGAGGAAGAGAGGCUUCAACGUGAACAAAGACGUGAAAAUGAACGCAGGGAGAAAUUUUUGCUAAAGGAAUCCCAAAGAGCUGAGAAAUCGAGGCAGAAAGAAGAAUUGAGGCAUGAGAAGGAAGCAGCAAGACAAAAAGCUGCUACAGAAAGGGCUACUGCCCGCAGACUUGCGAGGGAAUAUAUGGAGCUUAUUGAAGAUGAGCAGCUAGAGUUAAUGGAGAUUGCUGCAAUGAACAAGGGACUUUCCUCAAUAUGUAGUCUUGACAGUGAUGCUUUGCAACAAUUGGAUUCAUUCAGAACUAUGUUGCAGGCAUUCCCACCAAGUUCUGUAAAACUGAGAAGACCUUUUGGCAUUCAACCUUGGGUGGAUUCUGAUGAAAAUAUAGCAAACGUUCUUAUGGUUUGGAAGUUCUUAAUUACUUUUGCUGACAUAUUAGGGCUUUGGCCAUUCACUCUGGAUGAGUUUGUGCAAUCUCUUCAUGAUUAUGAUUCAAGACUUCUGGGAGAAAUACAUGUUUCCCUUCUUAAAUCAAUAAUCAAGGACAUUGAUGAUGUUGCAAGGCCUCCUGCUAUUACGGUCGGUGCUAGUCAGAGUAGUUCUGCUAACCCAGGCGGUGGUCAUCCGCAGAUAGUUGAGGGGGCUUAUGCAUGGGGCUUCAACAUUCGGAGUUGGCAGCGCCACUUAAAUUACUUGACGUGGUCUGAGAUACUGCGACAAUUUGCUUUAUCAGCUGGAUUUGGGGCACAGUUGAAGAAAAAAAAUGUUGAACACGCAUAUUUCCAGGAUGAGAAUGAGGGUAUUGGUGAGAAUGUUAUUUCUACUUUGCGGAAUGGUUCAGCUGUUGAAAAUGCUGUUGCUCUAAUGCAUGAAAGGGGGUACACACAUCGGCGAAGACCUGGACAUCGGCUGACUCCUGGAACAGUAAAAUUUGCUGCUUUUCAUAUCCUUUCUCUUGAAGGAAGCAGAGGCUUAACAAUACUUGAAGCUGCUGACAAGAUUCAGAGAUCCGGAUUGAGAGAUCUUACGACGAGCAAGACACCUGAAGCAUCAAUUGCUGCAGCUUUGUCACGUGACACAAAACUUUUUGAGCGAACUGCUCCUUCAACAUAUUGUGUGCGGUCAGCCUUUAGAAAAGAUCCUGCUGAGGCAGAUGCAUUGCUAUCUGCUGCUCGGGAAAAGAUACACAUAUUUCAAAGUGCACUUUCAGAUUCUGAGGAAGCAAAAAAGGAUACAGAAGAUGUAGAUGACGCAGAAAGAGAUGAUGAUUCAGAAGGUGAUGCUGGUGAUGAUCCUGAGGUAGAUGAUACAGGCAUUGAUCCUAACUUGGAUAAGAAUUGUCCAUUUAGAAGCGAGCCAAAAGAUCCUAGGACAUUGAGUUCAGUAGAUAAGUUAAAAGGAGUUACAGAAAUUGGAGCAACUCCACAAACUAGUAUUAGAAAUGUUGAAAAUGUUUGUUUGAUUCCCUCUUCAGAAAAUGCAAAAACAGUAGGUUCUUGUGCCUUUGAGUCUACAAAGACCGAUUCAAAGUUUCUUGAAGCAGUUAAUGUGAAUAUGGAGGAGACAGAGAUUGAUGAAAGCAACUUUGGUGAACCAUGGGUUCAAGGCCUGUCAGAAGGUGAUUAUUCUGAGUUGAGUGUUGAAGAACGCCUAAAUGCGCUGGUUGCUUUGGUAGGCGUUGCUAUUGAAGGAAACUCAAUACAAGUAGUGCUGGAGGAACGUUUGGAAGCUGCAACUGCGCUUAAAAAGCAAAUGUGGGCAGAAGCACAGCUGGAUAAAAGGCGUUUUAGAGAAGAAUAUUCUAACAGAUUACAAGGUACUUUUGGUGAGUACAAGGCUGAUAUAGCACAAAUGAAUGGAGCAGGAGAGGGAAGCCAAACUCCACAUGGCAAUGUGGACAAGGCCAAUGAUGGCAAUUUAGAAGCAAUCAACAAUGAACAGUUUCUCGAACAUAAUCAGGUUAAUAUGGGUUAUAUGCCUUUGGGACAAGAGCUUACUAAUACAGAUGCUCUAUCUAUUCAGCAAUGUGGAUAUACUGCUGAGAAGUCUCGUUCUCAAUUAAAAUCAUUCAUUGGUCAUAAGGCAGAGCUACUUUAUGUAUACCGUUCAUUACCCCUAGGUCAAGACCGUAGACGAAACCGCUACUGGCUAUUUUCAACGUCAUCAUCACCAAAUGAUCCUGGUUCUGGAAGAAUCUUUUUGGAAUCAAAAGAUGGUCAUUGGAGGCUUAUCGAUUCAGAGGAGGCCUUUGAUGCACUUGUAGCUGCUCUAGACACUCGGGGGAUUAGGGAAUCACAUUUACACUCAAUGCUGCAAAGAAUAGAGAUAAUAUACAAAGAGGCAAUAAAGAGGAGAAAGAAUGUUAUCAAUUCAACUAAGUCAUUUGAAGAUCAUGCUAAACCAAGGGCCUCCAGGAUGAUGUCAAGUUCAGACUGUAGCAUGGAAAUUGACAGUCCUAGUAGUACUCUUUGCAGACUUACUCCUGAUGACUCAAAGAACUCAACAUCUCUCAAAAUUGAACUUGGUAGUAAUCAAUUAGAGAAAAAUUGUGCUCUUGUCAGAUAUCAAGGUUUUUUAAACUGGAUGUGGAAGGAAUGCUAUGAUUCACGUAUAUUGUGUGCUAUGAAAUAUGGGAAGAAGAGAUGUCCUGAGUUGCUUCAUAGUUGCGGUUGUUGUUACCAGUCUUUCUUAGCUGAAGAAGGGCAUUGUUCUUCUUGCCACAAGUCAUUUAAGACCUUCCAAAACUCUGAUGCACUUUUUUCAGAGCACGUGGUUCUGUGUGAACAGAAAAGAAAGUUAGACACUGACUGGAAAUUCCAAUUCUCUGAUUCUACUCUUCCAAUGGCUAUCAGAUUGCUGAAGGCACUGCUAUCCAUGAUUGAGGCAGCAAUUCCAGCUGAAGCACUUCAAACUUUUUGGACGGACGGUUAUAGGAAGUCUUGGGCUGUGAAAUUGCACUCUUCGGCAUCUGCUGAGGAGCUGUUGCAGGUUCUGGCAUUGUUGGAGCAUGCAGUAAAACCCCAUUUUCUUUCGUCUCUGAGUUCUAGUCAAGGAGUUGCCUCAACCAUCUCUGUUCAAUCAGGAGCUGUGCCUGUACUACCAUGGGUGCCUAAUACUUCAGCAGCAGUGGCUUUAAGGCUGUUAGAUCUUGAUUUUUCAAUUUCUUAUAUGCUGAACCAGAAGCUAGAGUCUCGAAAGGAAAAUGAAGGAUAUCAUAUUAGGCUUCCAUCACACUCUGCUGUCGUUAACAUGCAAGAGGUAGAUCCUAUGGGAACCCCUGAACAAGUUGAUUACCUCACUGGGUGGUUGGAUUCAGGAAGUCAACAGAGGGGUCGAGGACAGGGCAGUCGUGGCCGAGGAGGACGGGGAAGUCGUGGCCGAGGGAGAGGGCUAAGUGUUGGUUCAAGCUCUUCCAGAGCCAUUUUUAUGGCUGAAAAUGGUCUUUUCAAGAAGGCCACAAGAAAAUUCACCAGAAGAGGAAGAACACGUGGGCGCGGUGGGCGUACGCGUGGAUGUCGAACUGUCGGCCCUAGGCAAAGAUCUGAUGGCAGAGUACCCACAAUUGAUAAAAGGUCAAUUUUGGGCAGCUCGAUCUCCGCAACUAGCAGCUCCAAACAGCUGAUUGUGGAUUCCCCACAGAGCUCAGGUGGAGAAGAGUGGGGCAUACCACAAGUUAGAAAACCAUACGUCGAAGAUGACAACAUUAGUAGAGGCUCUGAAUCCAAUGAUAAUGGUCAAGCUUCAGGGGAUGAUUAUUAUGAUCAGGCAGCUGACUCUCCCGGAGUGUAUGACUAUGGCAACUCCAUAGGAUUAACUGAAGAUGGAUCGGAGGAGGAUAGUGAAGAUAUGGAGAUGGAUGAAGAUGUUGAAGAAGAUGACUUGGAUGGCAGAAGUCAUGACUUGGAUGCUUACAUGGACGAUGAUGUUGAUGAUUUGCAAGAUAAUCCUGAAGACGGAGAGGAUGGUGAGGGAAAUAGGGACGAGGGGGCGACUUCAUAUUCAUCACAGUACAGUGAUUAACAUUGGGACAAUCAUUUAAUCUGGCCGGAUGCAGUCUAGGUCACCGUCGUUACGAUGAUGAACCCAUUAAGGUCUCGAUUCCACAAAUCCGCCAAUGUUUAUGCUUCCUCAUUAGGCCCUGACUCAGUGAAAGAAUCAAAUCUGCAGCGAGCCAGUAAUUUAUUCCUGAGAUCCAGCAGUGCUAAUGUCGAAGAAGAUGACUUUAUUCAUAUAGUAUUUUUGCAAUUUUCUUUUUCUGUUUUGCCUUCUUUCCCUUUUUUUUUUUAGUGUUCUUACUUGGAAGCUUUGCAGCUAUGUUGCAAAUUUAAGUUGCCGUCUCCCUGGCCAAUAGAGGGUGAAGAGGGAGAUAAGAGCAAACGGAUUGUUUCAUACCCUUUUUUAUUUUGUACAAAUCUCCUUCCGUCCAUAUGUUAAUCAAUUUGUAUUUUGUAUUUCA
Molecule: messenger RNA, 6377 nt
Organism: Zingiber officinale
Lineage: Eukaryota; Viridiplantae; Streptophyta; Magnoliopsida; Zingiberales; Zingiberaceae
Product: homeobox-DDT domain protein RLT2-like
Exons: 18
Coding region: 485-5941 (1818 amino acids)
Biological process (GO): regulation of transcription by RNA polymerase II
Molecular function (GO): DNA binding
Source: RefSeq, a predicted model, not a curated record